GGUGAUUCUGGCCCUGGAGCAGUUGAGCAAGCUGAAGCCCUCUUUAGGAAGCAAGGAUGCACGUGAAAUGUUGGCUCUGUGCUGCAAGAACAUUGUGUCACACCCUUCAGCAGAGAUGAUGCUGAAGAUCAAGAAGUCACAGCAAGCAGCACAGUACCUGCAGCUUCUGCAGACAUCGUUGAAAGCUCUGGGCCGGCUCAUGGUGGUCCUGCUUGAGACAGAGACCACCCGGGGAUUCUUCCAGAACAUAGUCCAGGUCCUGCAGAGAUCACUGACCUCAAACAACAUGUGGGAGCGUAACAGGGCCCUGCAGACCUGCUCCCAGCUGCUGGCUGCUUGUGAAGGGCUUCCGAGAGGAGAUGCCUGUGAGUCCUUUGGCUCCUUGGUGGGAUUGCUGGCUCCGCUGACAUGUGACCCCAUGCCCACAUCCCGCCAGUUGGCCGCCACCUGCCUGAGCUCCCUUCUGCAAAUCCAAG
Molecule: messenger RNA, 476 nt
Organism: Lagopus leucura (white-tailed ptarmigan)
Lineage: Eukaryota; Metazoa; Chordata; Aves; Galliformes; Phasianidae
Product: maestro heat-like repeat-containing protein family member 2B
Exons: 5
Cellular component (GO): cytoplasm
Source: RefSeq, a predicted model, not a curated record